AUGACUACCAUGAGCUGGACUCCUGUCAACGAUGCCAUGGAUUUCGUUCUGGCCAAAACAAUUCCUUCAUUCAAGGUCGACGAAUUCAGAUUCAGCACUGACCUGCCUUUUGGACAGCAACACAUAUGUGUGCUGGCAUGUGUGUCUUAUCUGAUCAUAGUUCUUGGUGGCAGAGAGCUCAUGAAGGCUUACAAGCCAUUUACGCUUAAACAGCUCGUGUUUGUCCAUAAUGUCAUUAUGUCGGCUGGCUCGUUGCUCUUGUGGAUUCUGGUGUUGGAACAGGUCGUUCCAAUGAUGUUUAACAAUGGUUUUACCUAUACCAUGUGUAAUCGAGCUGCUUACUCACCUCGCUUGGAAUUCCUAUACUACCUAAACUACAUAUUCAAGCUAUGGGAGUUUAUAGAUACAAUCUUCUUGGUUCUCAAGAAGCGACCAUUGGAGUUCUUACAUGUCUACCAUCAUUCUGCUACUGCGGCAUUCGCGUAUUUAUUCCUAUGGAAACCAAUUUCGUCGGCUUGGGUCGUGCUGGUUUUGAAUUUGGCAGUUCAUGUUCUUAUGUACUAUUACUAUGCUGUGUCAACUGUGUCGAAACGUCAAAUAUGGUGGAAGAAGCAUCUGACAACGAUGCAGAUCGUCCAAUUCGUGUUGGAUAUUGCCAUGUUAGCUUUCAUGACUUACAAUGUCUUCAUCAACGAAUACUUUGUCUGGGUCAAGGACUAUGGCUUCAAAACUGUACCAGGCUGUUACGCUGCAGACCCUGUCACUCAAGCAUCCGUCAGUGCUGUACUCUUCGGAUCCUACCUGAUACUAUUCAUUGAUUUCUACUCCAAGACAUACAAACGUGAUGCUGCUAAACGUGCGGCAUCGAAAAAAUCUGCUGUCAACGGAAAUGGAUAUCCCGCUGAUGCUACUUCUAGUAACGGAAUCACCAAGGAAGAGUAA
This is a messenger RNA of Synchytrium microbalum, 942 nucleotides long. Its product is annotated as very-long-chain 3-oxoacyl-CoA synthase. Gene Ontology annotation, biological process: fatty acid elongation, monounsaturated fatty acid; very long-chain fatty acid biosynthetic process; fatty acid elongation, polyunsaturated fatty acid. The record is from RefSeq and is a predicted model, not a curated record. Gene Ontology annotation, molecular function: fatty acid elongase activity. Gene Ontology annotation, cellular component: endoplasmic reticulum membrane. The transcript has 7 exons. The coding region runs from base 1 to 942 and encodes 313 amino acids. Lineage: Eukaryota; Fungi; Chytridiomycota; Chytridiomycetes; Synchytriales; Synchytriaceae.